CUUGAUUUAAAUCACAACAGAAGUAGUGAGAAGUAGCUGAGCGAGUGUUGAUAGCAAACCAUUUGGGAUGAUCACGAUGAUAUGCAGAACGUUUUUCUUCAUUCUUACAUACAACCUGUGUGUAAGCGCUGACCAUGAUGCAGUGGCGACUAAACCAGACAUAGAUAAACUUUUAAGGGAAGGAGACUUAGCCACAAAUUUUUACGGAAAAGAUGAAUUUUUGGUUUUGGUUGGUGGAACGGGAACAGGAAAGAGCACGUUGUCGAAAUUUCUGCGCAAAGAUCCUUCCUUACGUAUCAUUGAAAACGAUCAGAAUGACUUUAUUUUUACUGAUAAUGACAAUUAUGUAGGUACUAAGGAUAUUUUAAAUUCAAAAACAUUAUUCCCAAAUAUUGAUGAGGAUCCAAAGACUGGUUUGUUGUUUGUCGAUAUGGCAGGGUUUCAGGACACUCGAUCUGCAGAAUUUGAUUUGGUCACUGGGUUUUUGAACAAAAAAGUGCUUGAUUCGGCCAAGAAAUUGAAGUUCUUGCUCGUUGAGAACUAUGUGAACACGCAGCUUCAUAACAAUAGAGCCGCAUUUGUGACACAAUUGAAAAAUUUUGCGCACUUGAUUAAAGGAAAUUUGGACUCUUUUACUGGAUCUAUCGGCAUGGUGCUUACAAAGAUUGACUCGCGAAAAAAUGACGCAGUUCUAGUACGGUCUGCUAAAAUAUUUCUUCAGAAGGUUGAAGAACAAUUGAAAAACGCAACAGCGGCCUCUGAACACGAAGAUCAAAUAAAAAUUUUGAAUUCGAUUCUUGCUGGUGAAAAAAUAGGACUUUUCCGGCGCCCCAAUGGAAUUGGUGACCCUUGGGAGCAAAUUGACCUAAAAGAAAAUUACGAUCAAUUGCGGCACAUAAUUUCUGAGGAGCUCAGGUUCUCAUCAAGUCUUGUUAAUACCGAGUUUAAAGUUACUGUGGCUCCGGCGACCAUCAAUUACAUGCGUAAAGACCUUCUUGGUCCUGGGCUGGAGAAGAUAAAAAUAGCCUUUGAUAAUAUCUACAAAAGCAUGAUUCAAGGUUUCUACAACAAGUUGCGGGUGCCAAUUAGAUCAACCAGCAAGAAAAUUGAAGAUUCUCUGAUAUUUUGCGACAACACUUUGCAAUUCCUUGAGGACGCACAGCGAGUUGAUGAGUACGAAACGUUGCUCAACGCACUGACAGGAACUGAAAGAGAAUUUUCUGUGGAUCUGGAAUUUCAAAUUAAGAAAAUAAAAUUUUUGUACUCGGUUGAUGAAGAUUUUUGGGCGGCAGAAAAACUGAAAUUUGACGUGAAGAAUAUUUUUGGUUGGAAACACCAAAUUAUAUCUCAGAUCAAACUCAUUGACAGAUUCCAAAUGUUUCUAAAGAGCUUAAUCAAAGAUUUUGACACUUAUGAGGUCCAAAAUUCAGACAUGAGCAUGAUAACAAUAAGGACGAAUCAAAAUUUCCAGAAUUUUUUAGCUCUUAUGCCGUCAAUUGGAUUUACUCAAGAAACUGUAUCUCUUUCAUUAGGAUUAACAGUGGAAAUGCCAGAAAUUGCAGAAGUAGUAAAAAUUAUUCGACACUAUAAACCAGCUCAAGUUAAAUUGCAUCUGGAUACAACAAACUCAGUAGCCACAUUUAUUGGUCGGUAUAUUUUGUUGGAUAAAGUGGUUAAAAACAUCCACACAUUAAAAAGCAGUUUUAAAUCAAUAGUGAUCGUGGCCACAAACAAGAUUUUCGUGGACACCAAUCUCAGCUUAAAUGACACAAAUUUAGCUCUGAUAGCUCCUAUAAUCGAAAUUAUAGGGUCAAGAUAUCUCGUUCUUGCUGGCAGCUCUGGUUCAUCUUUUGAGAACAGUGCAACAAAAGGAAGAAGGUCUGGGGAUGCUGGAGAUUCAGGAGAAGAUGGUGGGCAUGGAAAAUUUCCUGGUAAAUUACAAAUUCUCGCGUUGGAGGUAAAAAACGAACAACUCUUAAACAUCCAUAUCGUUGGGGGCGACGGAGGAAACGGCCAGAGAGGAGGAGAUGGAUAUGAUGCACCUCAAGUAUCGUUGCCAAGUGGUUUGUUAGACAAUUAUGAGGGAUCAGAAGAAGAUCUUCAUAAAAAAGCUAUCGAUGCAGGCUAUAUAUAUUGCCCAAAAGAUAUUGCCGAGAAAGAAAUUAUCGUGCCCACCAUCAUAUACAAUCAUUUUGAAUAUUAUCUCAUGAGAGAAAUUACUUUUAUAAAGCGUACAAACGAAAGCGCAGGAAAUGGAAGUAAAGGUGGCGAUGCAGGUUGGGGAGCCAAACACAUCAAACCCGAGAUUUUACUUAAAAAUCGAGAGUCAAUCAAUGGAGCGAAUAUUGUGUUACGAGAUGGGAAACCAGGCUCUCCAGGCGCCGGUGGAUUAGCGGGUUCAAUACUCAAUACGUGCAGCUACAGAAACUAUACUUGCAAAUCAUAUAAAACCAGCAAGUGGAUUGCAUUUAUUCCCGUCCAUAUUAAAGGUGGAAACCCUUUUUCUCCUCGUGAUUUGUAUUAUAGUUGUCCAACAAGUGACAGUGAUGGACACUGUCCAACUGAAUUGCGCAAAGUUUAUAACGGUAGAAAUGGAAGAACAGGUGAACUUUUCAUCGUUCCAGAAAGUACCGCUCUAAAUUUAUACCAACUUGCAUUGAAGUUAGUUGAGACUUCAAUUGAUUUGAGCGACGGCUCCAUGGACUCGAACUUAAAAGAACUAAUUCGCAUGACAUUUUCUUCGUCGUCAAUAUUGGACACAAUGCAAGAAAUUGACUUCAUCUACUUCCUCGAAACAAUAAACCAUAGUUUUGCAAACGUCGUAUUAAGCUCAGAUAAUUUACAUUUUAUUUUCACUCAAAUGCACGCUUUGUUUAAGUCGUUUGAGAAAAAUUGUACUGAAUGCAACAGUUUAAACUUGAAGCUCAUCGACAUCCGUUUUAUAAAUUUUUUCCAAAAUCUCCACAUGUUUUCAAAAAACAAGCAAAUUAUACGCCUAAAUUCAGUGAUCAACGCGGCGUUGAAGAAGAUCGAGGAAAUAAAUGGUGUUAACAGGAACCUGCAGCACACGGAACUCGUUGACAAUGCAAAGCAAAUAGCCCAGAUGGAAAUCACUGACGCAACGUUUUUGAUCAAGGAAACUUUUGAUCACAAGGUAGUAGAGGCGAAUAAAAAAGCUGCGAUCAGCUUGAAAAAUCUGAUGCAAAUUUCUGAUCAUUUACGGCAAAAUUACACUUCAAAUAUUUUUGGAUUAGAGGAAUAUCGGCAGAAAAUAAAGUCAGCUUUGAAAAUAAAGGCUAUAUUAAGGGUCAUCAAUGUGGCUGUAGAUACAGGAAAAGCCAUAUUUAGUGUAUUUAAUGUCUUGUCCCCUUCAGCACUAACAACAAGUGUAAUAAAAAGUGCUGUAGAAAAGGGGCCAAUUAAAUCUGCUCUUAAAAUCAUCUCAAAUUUUCGAAACAAAAAACAGGCAUCAAAAGAUGCUGCUUAUGAUACUGCUUCGGAGUUGAUUGACGCAGAUAAUAAAUUUGGAGGUAUAAUAAAUAGCAGGCAAGAAAGAGUACAAUUGCACCAAUUAGUAGCACAUAAAAAAUACAACAAAGCCAGCACAAACGCGCAAAAACUGAUCGAAGCCGUUCCCGCAUUGUUCAAAACAAUAAGCGCUUCUUUGGGUAUGAAAAUAAAAAAUUUAAGAGCACAAAGAAAAGGUAAUAAACGCAAUAAGUUGUCGGAGAUUGGAACUCUUCAGGAAUUAAGUGAACGAGUGCUUGAAGCGACUGGAAUGAAAAAUUUUAAGGGAAUAGCUGAUGAAAUCCGAGAGUAUUUAAGUGACGAAAUUGAUCUUGAAGAGGUGGACACGGCAAUUGAAAACAAUAAGUUGGCUUUGAAGAGAAUCGGUCAAUAUGAGACACAGAUUGAGUAUGAGUUGCAGCCAUUGCUCGACGGUUUGUUUGAAAUUUUUGAAAAUAUAAAAUCAACGAGUUUACCCCAGGACAAGCCUAAUAAUUAUAUACGAGCGUUACACAAUUUGGACAUUAAGAAGUAUAUCCGAACUUUUGUCUCAAUAAUAAGCAAGUUUUCUGCCGAGUUCAAUGGCGUGACAGAAGAUUUACGAGAAAUUUUGGUCGAUUUAGAAGAUUUGAUGACAAUAUUGAUUAACACCUAUGACAAGGUAGAUGAGGCCAAUCGCCACAUUGAGCUCAAGGAGUUUUUUGGAAAGAUUCAGAGUGAGAAUUGCGAUAAAUUCUGCCAAUUAUAUAAAAAAGUUGCAAAUUCUAUUGAAAGUCAUGAAAUUUUCCGGCAAUUUGUGUACAUAUUUAUCGCCUACCAGCAAAGUCUAUUUCCAUAUGGCGGAGAAAAGAUAAGAAUUUUCCGUUCCUUAUCAUCAGAACUUGCAAGAGUUGAAGAUUAUUCAAUGACGGUGCGAAUUGUGAAAGCAGCACUUACGUAUAUGAACGACGAUUUGGCUACGAUGAGCGGAACCAUUUUAAAUGAUAAGGACAAAAGCAUUUCUUCAAUGUAUUUCAGCUCUGGGUACCGAACAAGCAAACCUUUUUACACUUGGCCCAGUUCAAAAUUCUCCAACGAGAUCAAGCGCCUUCUCAAAGGUGAAAAAGUUACUUUUGUUGCGUCCGUCUUAACUCCCGGGGUGAAAAACGCGGUUAAAUUUAACACGGCGAUGAUUAAUUUCACCUCCGCUGACCCACAAGUAUCAAAGAGGGUGCAAGAAAUUUUACUGCAUUUCACUGUGGAAAUGAGUUAUGGAGGCGAAAGCCACUACCGCUGCGGAUCAAAAUACUACGCCAUCAGCGGAGACCCACUUGAUUUCAAGUUUAGCUACGAGCGCGACCAAAGUGGCAAAAUGAUAACUAAGAAUUCCGUCUUUGAAAAACUGAAAUACUCGGACGUGCCCCUCAGUCCUUACACAGUGUGGAAAUUCAAACUGGUACUCGGCUCGGAUCCCAAAUAUUACGAUUUGCACAAAGAACUUGUUCAGUUUGCGGAUAAAGUUGAUUUAGAAUUAGUUGGAAAUGGAUUUUUUGUUGAGGAAAAUGCACAAAUUUGCUCCCAAGAUUUGGGGCAGUUCUACAAUUAUUUUGGCAACACUUUAUAAGCAUAUGAAAAUCAAUAUUCACAGCAAUUAUUAGUAUAUAAUUGUAUAAGAAUUUUUGACCAUUUUCUAGACAAAUUGUGAUUUGGUUCUUUUCGUUAAAAAUAAAAAUUAUUUGUUGACCAUUUGCAAUUAAUUAUUUUUAGCAAAUUGUAUGUCUCACCUUUCCAUUGAAAAUUAAUAAUUUUCGCUAGAGUUGUAAAAAAUUAAAUUCGAUUUUUAACGUUAGGGAUGAAUA
This is a messenger RNA of Neocloeon triangulifer, 5345 nucleotides long. RefSeq lists its product as uncharacterized. Lineage: Eukaryota; Metazoa; Arthropoda; Insecta; Ephemeroptera; Baetidae. Bases 68 to 5110 code for a protein of 1680 amino acids. The transcript has 3 exons. The record is from RefSeq and is a predicted model, not a curated record.